Ustilaginoidea virens is the source of this 903-nucleotide messenger RNA. RefSeq lists its product as uncharacterized. The transcript is spliced from 2 exons. The record is from RefSeq and is a predicted model, not a curated record. Lineage: Eukaryota; Fungi; Ascomycota; Sordariomycetes; Hypocreales; Clavicipitaceae. The coding region runs from base 1 to 903 and encodes 300 amino acids.
AUGAUGCCAAUCGAUCGGUGCUUGGCUUCCAUGGCCAGGCUAAGCAUGUCGCAAGCUUCCCGACCAUCAGCCAACUCCAUACCACGCUUUCUUGCCGCAGCAGUCUCACAACAGACUCGUCUGGCCUCGGUCGUGCGAAUAAAAAAGGUGAACAAGAAGCGGGCACUCCCCAAGGACUUCAAGCGCCACAAUCUCGACAAGCGGCAAUUCCCGCGGUUCUCCUUGUGCGAAGCCAUGCGCGUUCUCCGGGCUGUCGAGGUUGGCCAACCUCCCGCGUCCGUCAAAUAUGAAGUUCACAUCAACCUCAAGACGGCGAGAAACGGCCCGGUCGUGAAGAACAGCAUUCGGCUCCCUCACCCCGUCCAGAGCGAUUGGCAGAUUGCCGUUAUCUGCCCCGAAGGUAGCGACAUUGCCGCAGCUGCAACAGCGGCUGGAGCCGUCGCGGCCGGGGAAGAGAGCCUCUUCGAAGCCAUUCGCCACGAAAAGAUUGAGUUUGACCGCUUGAUAUGCCACGAAUCAAGCGAAAAAGCCCUUAAUAAAGCUGGCUUGGGCAGGAUCCUGGGUCCCAAGGGGUUGAUGCCCAGCAAAAGAAUGAAGACCAUCGUCAGCGACGUGAACAAGUCGAUUCGCGAUUCGGCCGGCGCCGCGGAUUUCAGAGAACGACAAGGUGUUAUCCGCAUGGCUAUUGGCCAGCUGGGAUAUACCCCUGAUCAGCUCAAGUCGAAUAUCCAGGCUUUGCUCAAGAAGAUCAAGGCGGACUGUGCUGAGAUUUCCGAGGAUGUUCCCAAGGAGGUCCAUGAGGUCAUCCUGAGCACCACCAACGGCCCAGCGUUGAGUCUGAGUGGGAAAUUCAACCAUGCCGAGGAUGACGUCCAACCAGAGGCCCUGGCUGGCGUCAUGUAG